Messenger RNA from Terrapene triunguis (Three-toed box turtle), 572 nucleotides. RefSeq names its product amine sulfotransferase-like. The transcript has 3 exons. NCBI's taxonomy places the organism in Eukaryota, Metazoa, Chordata, Testudines, Emydidae. The record is from RefSeq and is a predicted model, not a curated record. The coding region runs from base 138 to 452 and encodes 104 amino acids. Gene Ontology annotation, cellular component: cytoplasm. Gene Ontology annotation, molecular function: sulfotransferase activity. Gene Ontology annotation, biological process: sulfation.
UUCUGUUUGAGAUCAUUAACAUUUAUUUCUAUAAUUUUUCUCCUUAAUAAGUAGCAUCUAGCUCCUGGUUUGAUCACGUCAGAGGCUGGUCCACCCACAGGGAAGAGUUCAAUAUUCUCUUCCUUACCUAUGAGGAAAUGAAGAAGGAUCUCAGAGGCGCUGUGCUGAAAAUCUGCAAAUUCUUAGGAAAGCAGCUAAAUGAAAAGGAGCUGGACACUGUUGUGGAAAAGGCUACAUUUGAUAAAAUGAAAACUGAUCCCAGGGCAAACUAUGAUUCCAUGCAAAGCAAUCUCCUGGAACAAGGCAAAGGACAUUUUCUUCGGAAAGGGACCGUUGGAGACUGGAAGAACACAAUGACUGUGGCACAGAGCGAAAGGUUUGACAAUGUUUUUAAGGAGAAAAUGAAAGACCUGUCUUCCACGUUCAGCUGGGAUAUUAAUGACGACAUAUAGGCUGGUUUCCAGAUGGAAAGAGGUGAAAGCGCGCUAAAGAGAAUGAAAAUACGUUUUUGUCUCCAGUGUUCAUAAAAAUCCAUCAUUCUGUGCAAAUUAAAGAUUUUAAACCUGCAAAAA